Messenger RNA from Cryptomeria japonica (Japanese cedar), 2907 nucleotides. Its product is annotated as pectin acetylesterase 8. Gene Ontology annotation, molecular function: pectin acetylesterase activity. The record is from RefSeq and is a predicted model, not a curated record. Lineage: Eukaryota; Viridiplantae; Streptophyta; Pinopsida; Cupressales; Cupressaceae. The transcript has 13 exons. Gene Ontology annotation, biological process: cell wall organization. The coding region runs from base 754 to 2070 and encodes 438 amino acids. Gene Ontology annotation, cellular component: plant-type cell wall.
AUUACAGAGUUAAAUCUUGUAAAUGCAUGCACUGUGUAUUUCCAGUAUUAGAAGUUGGGUAAGCUUAAAACUGUUCUCUUGUGGCUUAUAGUUUAGGGCAAUUUUACCUUACCAUUACACUAAACGUGAGGGAAUGAAAUACUAAUCGGAGAUGUUAUGCCCUUGAGAAAGUGGUGGAGAGCAUUUGUCAAAUAAAAAAAUGGCAAUCAUUUGUUUAUUUAUUCUGAAGUGAAAAGCUCUCUGAUAUGGUGCAGAGUUGAGGUGGCAAAAAUAUAUUGAAAGAAUGUGAAAGACAUGGGUUUGGUGUUUAACUGUCAAACAAGUUAUUCUCAAGUCACAAGUCAAGAUUAACACACAUUAAUUUUUGUGUAACGAACAUCAGAAAACAAAACAAGAUUUGACAUCUCGUUGGGGAUGAAGACAGGAUUGCUAAUAGAAUUGACGGCUGAGGCUUGCAUUGAUUUCUGUAUCCUGGGUGUACGAGAGCUGGAGACAAUAGCGGGAUUCAAUAUUAUAAAUGGGUUUGUUUCACAGGCCUUAUGAUAACAAUGCACUUGGCUUUUAACUAUGAACAGUGACCUCAGUGAGACCUGUGUUGGAACUCAUGAAUUGGGUUCACCUUCUUUGCUUCCAAAGACAAUUGUUUUGGCAUUCAGCUUUUGAUUGGAUAAAAAGCUGCUGCUUUUGGUAUUGCUAUUUUUUGCAGUGAACCAAUUGGGAUUGGCCAGAGGUAGCUACUGGGUGCCUCUGACAAUGGUGGGCAGAAGGAAGUUAGGAUGCAUAAGGUAUGUAUAUCUUUCAAUGGGAUUCAUAAUGAUAGCCGUGACAGCAGAUGCAAUGAAUCUGACAAGAAGCCACAGUAAGAAAUCUACUGUUUCUUCGCCAGUGGACCUUUUUGUAGGCCUGACUGUCGUGCAGGAUGCAGUUACUAAAGGAGCUGUUUGUUUAGAUGGAAGUCCUCCUGCUUACAAUUUACACCGGGGAUUUGAAUCUGGAGUAUAUAGCUGGCUUAUUCACAUGGAGGGUGGAGGAUGGUGUCACAACAUAACAGCAUGCUCCAAACGUGCUCACACUCGCUUGGGUUCAUCUAUCUACAUGGGAGGGAAGUUGGCAUUUUCAGGCAUUUUAAGUGACAAUCAAUCACAAAAUCCAGACUUUUAUAAUUGGAACCGGGUCAAGAUUAGAUACUGUGAUGGGGCAUCAUUUACUGGAGACAUGGAGGAGGUAAAUCAGAUCUACAAACUCUAUUAUAGAGGCCAAAGGAUUUGGCAAGCUGUUAUGGAAGAUCUGCUGUUGAAAGGGAUGAAUAAAGCCAAACAGGCUCUACUUUCUGGUUGUUCAGCGGGAGGUUUAACUUCGUUUCUUCAUUGUGAUAAUUUUCGGGAGCUUCUGCCAAAGAGUGCCACGGUCAAGUGUUUGGGAGAUGCUGGAUUUUUCAUUGAUGUGCAGGAUAUUUCUGGAGAAUACUUCAUAAGAUCUUAUUUUAAUGAGAUAAUUAGAUUACAGGGUUCUGUCAAGAACUUACCUCGUAACUGUACAUCAACAAUGAAUCCAAGCAAGUGCUUCUUUCCACAAUAUCUCUUGCCAUACAUAGAAACCCCACUUUUUGUUCUAAAUGCAGCAUAUGAUUCAUGGCAGAUUAAAAACAUUUUGGCACCAAGUGAAGCUGAUCCUUACCGUCUAUGGCAACUGUGCAAGUUAGACAUAAAGAAUUGUAAUUCAGAACAAUUGGAAGUAAUGCAAGGUUAUAGGAAGGAAAUGCUUAGUGCACUAAACAUUACUGACAUCUCUACAAGAAGAGGUUAUAGGGAUGAAAUGCUUAGAUCAUUAAACUUAGCUAGGAACUCCAUAGACAGAGGCAUGUUUAUCAACUCCUGCUAUGCACAUUGCCAGACUGAGAUGCAGGAUUUGUGGCACUCUCCAAACUCUCCACGAUUAAAUUCAAAGACCAUUGCAAUGUCGGUGGCGGACUGGUUCUUCGAUCGACAACUUGUCAAGGAAAUUGAUUGCCCUUACCGUUGUGAUUCUACUUGUCAUAAUCGUGUAUUUACCGAAGAUGACGAGGAUUGAAGGGAAAUAAUUCCUUCUCAUUCUUUUAUUUAGAUGCUAUUCAAUUCUUUGAGUUAAAUAAUAUUGUUCUAUAUAGUCUGUAUUGGAAAGUCUUCUGAAGGUUUAGGUUUAGCCUUCAUUAUUCUUUAUUUAAAAAAUUGAGACCUGUUAAGGCAUUGAUGUCAUUUUAGGUGACACUUUGGAUAACCUACUAUUGAUUAUUAUUCAUUUUGGGGGGCACAAAUAGUCCCCAAUUGUUCCACUUCUCAAGGAUGUUUCUACUUGAAAAGAUUAUGUCCAUUUCAAAGCAACACCAGUAUUUUGAAAGCAGAGCACAGGCAAUCAUAUAAUCUACGAGGGGCUACUCAAUGCAGAAGGUAAGACACAAGUGUCAUAUUUAGAUGGAGGGUAGAAUGGUGCAUCGGAUUAUCAAUACCAACUUGGAACUACAUCCAAUUUUGUGUUCCUCUGUCACUCAAGUAUUUUGAAAGAAUAUCAUUUCCCAGGCAAACAUAAAAUCCACGAGGGGCUACUCAAUGCAGAAGCUAAGGUACAAGUGUCAUAGUAAGUUGGAGGGUAGAGUGGUGCAUGAGAUUAUCAACACCAACAUGGAAUUACAUUCCUCGGGUAUUUUGAAAAUCUGAAACUCAAUGUGCCUUAGGUUUGCACUAUUCAUGUAUUACGAUUAGGCGCCUCAUAAUGUGCUGAUCUGACUGUCAAAGGUGCACUUUUAUUAUGUAUUAUCUCUCUUCUUUAUGCAAUAUCUGUACUUUGCAACCUGAUAUAUGUUGCAUGUAUUCAACAUGCUACAUCAUAUGUACUAAAAUUGAAUAAUAUAAGAAUUGAGUGUACCAUUCA